Euleptes europaea (tarantolino) is the source of this 845-nucleotide messenger RNA. RefSeq names its product shisa family member 5 (gene SHISA5). Bases 1 to 753 code for a protein of 250 amino acids. Gene Ontology annotation, cellular component: endoplasmic reticulum. Lineage: Eukaryota; Metazoa; Chordata; Lepidosauria; Squamata; Sphaerodactylidae. The transcript is spliced from 6 exons. The record is from RefSeq and is a predicted model, not a curated record. Gene Ontology annotation, biological process: positive regulation of canonical NF-kappaB signal transduction.
AUGGCGUUUGGCCCAGGCAGCCCUCUGGCCCUGGGCGCCCUCCCGUCGGUGCUGUGCUUGGUGCUGCUGCUGCUGCCCGGCGGUUUCUGUGAAAACUGUACAGCAUACAAAGAUUCUGAUGGCCACUUAAAUUCAGAAAAACCCUGCCUGGAAUUCUGCUGUGGAACCUGUACAAGCCGAUAUUGUUGCUCGAACGAGUUACAUAAAUUAGAUGAAGAUGUUCAACUUAUGUGUAAUGCGAUGUCAGAAAGCACAUUGGAAGAGUCUGUGAUGGGAGAAGCAAUGAAGUUCAGAUCGGAUUUUGAUGAUUGGAAUGCGGCUCGUGACACGAGCUUUGGGACUUUCGUAGCAGUUGGAGUUACACUCUUCGUGCUGUUUGUUGUGACUGUUAUUCUCUGCUUCACGUGCUCCUGUUGCUGCUUGUAUAAAGCAUGCCGAAGGCCACCAGCAGCACGGCCUAUUAUAACGACGACUACAGCCACUACCGUGGUGCAAGUGCCGUAUCCCCAGCAGCCUGGGAUGGCACCAGGUUACCAUGGAGGUUACCACACAGGAUACAGUCCUGUGCCGGUGCAGCCGCAGCCUGGAGCGCCAGCAGCACCCUACCCGACACAGUAUCCUCCGCCUUACCCCAUGCAGCCUGCAGGACCACCAGCCUACCACGAAACAAUGGCAGGUGCUGGAGCUUCCUAUCCAACAGUUCAGCCACCCUAUAACCCUGCAUAUAUGGACCCUCCAAAGCCUACUUAUUAAAUGGACCACCUGCUGUGUGUCUGCACAGAUUUCUUCAAACUGAAUCUAUCUUGAGACACACUAUCUUAAAAUACUAUUCUGUUACAGGGAGA